AUGGGCAUCUUCGACUUGUUACAACUGUCGAAAGUAGGACCUAGCUAUUGCCAGUCUAUGCUAGUUUCUUCUUUGUACUUUUGGGAUAGUACUCAUCACACUUUUCACCUUCCCUGUGGUAUGAUGACACCCACAUUGUUCGACAUUUCUGCCAUAACAGGACUCAAACAUAUGGGCGAAACCUAUGACCCAUACUUCUUAUCUAAAGACAAUAUUGGUUUCGACACUUCCAGGGCCGCCUUCACCAUGCAUAUUGCUUACUACCAUGACAAAGAUAUUGAGGAAGUUUCUGACACUGAACAUAUUGCUUUCCUGGCUUUGUGGCUGUCUCGCUGUGUCUUCUGUUCGAAGUCUCUCCAAGUAGCCAAGAAAUUUCUUACAUUGUCAAAUCAACUUCAUGCUGGGCGCAACCUAUGCCUCAGCGAAAUGAUCUUAGCCAAUCUCUAUGAAUCUCUAGGAGAAAGAGUCACUACCCUAAAGAAUACUCGAACAAAGGGAAAUUUGAUAUUCUCUGGCCCCUUUUGGUUGCUACAAUUAUGGUUAAAUGCAAGCUUUGAAGUAUGCCUUCCAACCCACAACCCUAUUGAUGCGGAUGCUGUAGAGGUGAGAAAUAAGAGAGUUGAAGGAACACGCUUAGAAAUGUUAACUCCAAGAAAUGAAGGUCGAAACCUUCAACAAAGUUUCACUAAUUAUGUGAUGAUGUUUGCUAAGCGCUACAACUUCACCCCAACCAUGGCCCCCUUCGCCUUUAGAACUUAUGGUCCAGACUGGUUUACAAGGAAGUUUCCCUAUCCGUCGAAAGAUAAAGAGGCCGAAUCGGUUGCUAUUUGGGAAGCAUUCCUCACUCCUAGAGUAUUCUCCCUGAGACUCAAUCAGUCGAAGAGUCAAGUUACCUUGAUAGCAUACCAACCAAGUCUAGUCGCUCGACAGUUUGGCAUAAUUCAAAUUUUCCCAAAACCUCUCUAUGCAAGAAAAAAUUCUCUCCUCCUUUAUAAUGCUAUUCACACCAAGGCUACUAGUAGUAGGAAAAUAGCCAGAUAUGCUGGUCAAACAAAACUCAGUCCAUUCUCCUUCAAGCCUUAUUUUCUCUGUACUCACGAACUCGACCUGUGCUGGUGUGAUUACUAUGCAACAAAUUUUUUUAAUGUUCCUGCAUUCCAUCGUCAUCUCACCAAAGCUUUUUCUUCUGUGCAGGAUAAGGUUAAAAAAGUUGUAAGAGUUCCACCCAAGAAAACUGCCCCCACAACAAAAAGACCCACCGAAGCAAGAAAGGAGAAUACUGACAAAGCAACACCAACAACAAAGGCUAGCCGAAAGCCACCGUUAACCCCCAAGAAAAGGAAGCAAAAAGAAAUCGAGGUCGAAGCCACUGACUCCGAUGAUGAGGACUUAUCCCCAGAUGCCCUCAUACCCAUAAAAUCAAAGAAGAAGAAACAACUGAAUAUCCAAGGUGCUCCUGUCCACUCGAAAAAGAUCAAUACAUCAAAAAAAACCUCUUGCCCAGGAGACAACUGGUGUUGA
Messenger RNA from Lathyrus oleraceus (garden pea), 1521 nucleotides. RefSeq lists its product as uncharacterized. The transcript has 3 exons. Gene Ontology annotation, biological process: meristem development; meristem maintenance. The coding region runs from base 1 to 1521 and encodes 506 amino acids. NCBI's taxonomy places the organism in Eukaryota, Viridiplantae, Streptophyta, Magnoliopsida, Fabales, Fabaceae. The record is from RefSeq and is a predicted model, not a curated record.